Tarenaya hassleriana is the source of this 2034-nucleotide messenger RNA. RefSeq lists its product as uncharacterized. The record is from RefSeq and is a predicted model, not a curated record. NCBI's taxonomy places the organism in Eukaryota, Viridiplantae, Streptophyta, Magnoliopsida, Brassicales, Cleomaceae. The transcript has a single exon. Bases 343 to 1953 code for a protein of 536 amino acids.
UAAACUUCCACGUCCCUUAGUUAGCCUUUCGUCCAUGCAAAAGAAGUGGUCGUUGUGCUUUUUCCCAUUUAUCCGACCGAGAAAACGCGAGAAAAUCACCCAGAAAAUGAUAGAAAACUCUCCCUCAUCAAUGCAGUUCACGUCACUCGGAUUCAGACAUCUGCCCCUGUAACUCUAACUCUGCUAUCUUUCGUUCUUGAUCCUUGUUUAGUCUUGUCUCCGACUUGGCUUCUCCAGAACCACUCAUUCUCUCUAUAAAUUCUCUGUUUCUGUUUCUGAUUCUUACCAAGAAUCUUAUCCUCGUACAUUUCCCGUCAAACAAACACUUGUUUUCCCGAGAAAAUGGAUCCCUGGUCGUGGAUAUGCGAACUCCCGGAGUCUCCCGAGUUUGUUGAGUCUGACUCACACGCGGUGUUUCACCUCGCGGAUUCGCCGCCGAGUCAAGACGAGCCAACUCGUUCGAUUCAACUCAUAGCCGAGCGGACUUUCGAGUCGGACCCCGAAUCGCCGUCGCUCACCUUCAAAGUGAUGUUACUAGGCUUUAACCGAGUCAACUCGUCGAUAUGGAUUUCUGACACGUGUCCCUUGUCUUCGGAGAAACCGUUCCUGCCUCUUGUACUCCAGCUUCUCCGGGAACUCAUCUCCCUCUCCCCCGUCACCACGCGCGACGGCAGCGCGUGUGGCAACCCGCGGCUCCUAGAAAUCAAACCCGACCCGGUUCGCUGGGUCAUGGACUCUCACUCGCCCGAGUCGUUCUCAUGCGUCUUCAACCUUAUAUUCCUCACGCGCCUCUUUUGGCUUUGCGUUUGCGACGCGCCGACAGAAAUCGGUUCUUUCUUCUUACAUAACCUCUUCGGUCCCCACGUAGAAGCCCUCACGGGCCAACACACUCCUGUUCUUCGAACCUUUUUCGUCUCGGUGGGCGUAGAUGUCGAGCUGUGCAUCACACGCGCCGCCUCUUACGCGUUGGCCAAGUGGUUGAUCUCCAAGGAAGUUGGAAUGGGCCUGAAACAGUUGUCAAGCCCAUUGCCACGCCAGAGAAUAGGAUUCUCCUAUGCAACUGAGGCCCAUGGGCUUUGGGUCUUGAAGGGCUAUUUCCCGACCGUAUCGAUGAGUGUCACUCACUGUAGUUCCAACGAUUUCCACAAGAUUACGAAAUUUCCAAUAAUGGACCCUAAAGAGACUGUCCUAAGAUACGCUUUGUCACACCAACAAGCGGAAGCCGUCGUACAAUUCGAAUACUCGGUGAAAUUCCACGAAAGUUACAUAAGAGUGAACGCACGUGUCGACAACAUACGCGUCCACGUGGCAAAACUAGGGUUUCACAAAGGAACGGAGGUUACGGACAUGGAUUACUCGGAGGAAAGGUACUUCCCGUCACGAGUUCGGGUCUCGAUAGGUCCGGAAAUCGGAUCGGCGAACGUGACCGGCCUAAGCCUAGGUCGGUCCACGAACAACGAGGAGCGAGAAAUCGAGGUCACGAAGGUAAUAAAGGGAUCAUUCGGAAAAGUGAAAGUUCCAAGAGUGAAGGCGAGGGCGAGAAUGUCGACGAGGAGGAAGCUAAAGGAUUGGAAGAUCGAACGAGAUUGCGAAGGAAACGGCGCCGUUUUCGACGCAAUACUCUACGAUAACGAGACCGGAGGAGAAGUGACGGAGACGAGACCAUAUAAUUACUACGAGGGCGAUCAUAAUAAUAAUAAUAAUAUUAAUUACGAUAAAGGGUUUAAGAAUACGUUCACGAAGAAUGGAGGGAUGGUGUUCGGAGGGGAUGAAUUCGGAGAUGAAGUUGGGUGGAGAAUCGGUCGAGAGAUGGAAGGAAGUGUGUUGAAAUGGAGAAUCAGAGGGAAAAUUUGGCUAAGUUAUUGGCCUAACAAGUUGCAUACUCCGUUCUACGAGACGAGGUUCGUGGAAUGGUCCGACGAGGUUGAUUUGCCUUUGGUUCCAAUGUCCUAGAAUGUAUACAUGUACACGUAUAUACGUAUAGAUACGUAUCUAUAUCUAAGCCGAUGUAACGUAAUAUACGUGUUUGUAGUA